Molecule: messenger RNA, 592 nt
Organism: Lynx canadensis (Canada lynx)
Lineage: Eukaryota; Metazoa; Chordata; Mammalia; Carnivora; Felidae
Gene: PROK1
Product: prokineticin 1
Exons: 3
Coding region: 275-592 (105 amino acids)
Source: RefSeq, a predicted model, not a curated record
CCCGAUGUGUUCAUUUUUUAUUGGUUUUGAUGGUGAUUUGAUGUCAUCAGGAAUUCAGGUCUCACGUUCGUCCCUGCGAUCAUCUGAAUAGCACUGGUGACGGGGAAGGGAAGAGCAGAGACAGGCACCCAUAGGCAGCCUGGAUCGGACCGUAUAAAUCUGGGAGGAGGGAGGGGGCCGGACAGCCUGGCCUUCCCAGCUGGCACACGAGGCUGAGUGGAAGCCAGCGACAGGCAGUGGAGCGGGAGGCGUUGUGCCUUCACCCCAAGUGACCAUGAAAGGGGCCAUGCGAGUCUCAAUCAUGUUCCUUCUGGUGACUGUGUCGGACUGUGCCGUGAUCACAGGGGCCUGUGAGCGGGAUGUGCAGUGUGGGACGGGCACCUGCUGCGCCAUCAGCCUGUGGCUGCGUGGGCUUCGGAUGUGCACCCCGCUGGGGCGGGAAGGAGAGGAGUGUCACCCGGGCAGCCAUAAGGUCCCCUUCUUCAGAAAACGCCAGCACCACACCUGCCCCUGCCUGCCCAACCUGCUGUGCUCCAGGUGCCCGGACGGCAGGUACCGCUGCUCCACGGACUUGAAAAACAUCAACUUUUAG